This is a messenger RNA of Momordica charantia (bitter melon), 1436 nucleotides long. Its product is annotated as F-box protein PP2-A13. Gene Ontology annotation, molecular function: protein binding. The record is from RefSeq and is a predicted model, not a curated record. NCBI's taxonomy places the organism in Eukaryota, Viridiplantae, Streptophyta, Magnoliopsida, Cucurbitales, Cucurbitaceae.
AUGGAUACAAUAAAUGCUAUCUCAACCCCUAUGCUUAGUGGAACUAUACCUUCAGCGUUCCAAGGAGAAGUAUUUCCUGACUUACAUCUCUAUAGGAGUACAGUCGGUGCCCUUCAAUAUGUGACGAUUGCCCGACCAGAGAUUGCCUACAGUGUAAACAAACUAUGCCAAUUUAUGCGGGCUCCAAAGCUUGUUCACUGGCAAGCGGUUAAAAAGCUCCUACACUACCUCAGAGGUACAAUUGACGAUGGACUACUGCUGUCUAAACCCAAGGAUCUGCAGCUCCAAUCCUAUGUAGAUGCAGACUGGGCCUCUGACCCAGAUGACCGCAAAUCCACCUCUGGCACACAAAAAGUAUUCCAUGCACACUCGCUUUUACACCUUCUCUCUCGUAAUUGGAAUUGGAAUUGGAAUUGGAAAUCCAGUAUUUCCAACAACUCCAAUUCUUCAACUCUUCUUUCUUCUGCCAAUACCCAAAUCAAGUUCUCCUUCAUUACCCUUUAUGGGCAUGGGGCUGCCUUCGCCAAGCACCACACUAACAACAAUCACCAUUUUUCUUCACCUUCUUCUUCUUUCUUACAAGACCUACCAGAGAAUUGUAUUUGGAUCAUCUUAACGAAGCUCGAUCCCCCCGAGAUCUGCAAAUUGGCGACGUUAAAUCGCGCGUUUCGGGCCGCUUCAUCGGCCGAUUUCAUCUGGGAAUCCAAGCUCCCUUCUAACUGCACCUCGCUACUCCGUGCACUUCUCCAUCCUCAAUUCUCCCUCCCCAACAACAAGCACAUCUUCGCCGCCCUCACUCGCCCCAAUCUCUUCGACGCCGGAACCAAAGAGUUUUGGUUGGACAAGAGGUCUGCCAAAACUUUCCUCUCCAUUUCCUCUAAGGCCUUGAAGAUUACGGGGAUCCACGACAGAAGAUAUUGGAAUUAUAUUCCUACUCACCAAUCCAGGUUUGGGUCAGUGGCAUAUCUGAAGCAAAUUUGGUGGGUGGAAAUAGGAGGAGAGGUGGAGUUUGAAUUCCCACCGGGAGGAUACAGCUUAUAUUUCCGGCUCCACCUCGGCAAGCCUUCUCCCAACAAGUUUGGAAGACGAACCGCUGACAUGGAACAUGUCCACGGGUGGGACCUGAAGCCAGUCAGCUUCCAGCUGUCGGUCUCGAGUGGCCACAAGGCCACGUCGGAGUGCUAUCUCCAGCAAUCCGGGAGCUGGGUUUUUUACCACGUGGGUGAUUUUGGUGUGGAAGCCCCGAAUUUUACUGCCCACAUAAAUUUUUCCAUGCUUCAGAUUGACUGUACUCAUACCAAAGGUGGCCUCUCUGUUGAUUCUGUCUUCAUUUGUCCUUCUGAGUUUAAGUCGCUUUAUUAGGGGGAUUUCUUUUCCUUCCAUUUUUUCAUUUUAUUUUUUUGUGCAGAUCUCUGUUUUGUAUAUAGUUUUUAGCU